Messenger RNA from Amoebophrya sp. A120, 3620 nucleotides. Lineage: Eukaryota; Dinophyceae; Syndiniales; Amoebophryaceae. The record is from the annotation of a GenBank genome assembly.
AUGACUCAGCGGUAGAUCCACCUCCACCGUCCUCCGAUGGUGCCCCGCCCGCGAUUCUACCCGCGCCCGUGGAGUCGGGAGUUGUUACUGGUGCAAAUAAUACUUCUGGAGGCGGCGGAAGCGGCACUAGUAGUUUAUCCCCAACUGUUGUUGUGGAUUUUGCCGCGCUGCGCAAAAAGGCCGCCUUGGAGGAACAGGCAGACGGAGACAAUGACGCAGAUGAUGAACUAAGCACAGCUACAUCUUCAUCGACGGCCGUUACGACAACAACCAGCACCACGACAACCACGACUACAACCACUACAACAACCACUACUACAACGACCACUACCACUACAACUUUCGUCUCGUCUGGGCAAACGGUCCGGGAUGUGGAUGGUGGCACUGUUGACAGCAAGAAGCUCACCCUGAAGUUGAAAACGGGCGCUAUGUUCAACGGGCCGUUGGAGUGCUGGGACGGUUGUUAUCCACAGUAAAUUUCCCGUACACGUACAAAUGCUGUUUCUGCAUGACAAAAGUUGACUCCGAUUCUAGUUUAGCAUGACAAGUGUCACAGCACUCCAAAUUGGUGAAAUUUGUGAUGCAUCUUGUACAUGUACGGAAAAUUUGUAUUGCAUAGUUGUGAUCAGGCAGCUGGGUGGUGCGAGAACGCGUGCAAGAUCACGGCCGGUCCCGAUCACGAAAAUUACAAAGGUGCGUGUUGUAUGUGGCAGAAAAACUCGGCCACUUGGGCCGAUAGUGACCCGCGGGAGUGCCGCAUUUUGUCCGCUUUGCAAGGACCACGCGACGAAAAAAGCUUUAUCUCCAAUGCGUACUGGAAUUCCCCUUACGACGACUACCACGCCUGCGUGGCGGUGCCAAAAUGGGUCGAGACCUUUGAGUCCUGUAAGGGAUCAUCGGGCAAGUGCACGGAGGCCGGCUUGUGCGACCACUGUCCCGACGAUGGGGGCUUGACUGGGGCGUGUUGCAAGAAGGGGAACGACUACGACUCUGAUCACUACUGCAGCCACGUAAAGGCGCUGGGCGGUUCUACACAACAAGUUCAGUACCCGACUGCAGAUGGAAAGCUCAAGGGUAAUGACUACGCAAAACAGUUUCGCGAUUUCGAGUGCGUUCUCGUUUCCACCACGACCACCACGACAACCACAGAGUGGCCGGAGUUUACGUACGUUACCGACGCAUGCACCGGCGCUGACGACUUUACAUACACGGCACCGGAGAAGGUUCGCACGGAGGUGCCGGGAAGGAAGUACGGCGUGCGCUGCUGUGGCGACGACAGUGUUCUUGACCUGCUUCCGCUGGCCAGGCAGCACGGGUUUCCCAACAACCCCUUCACAUCCCCGGAUGAGAAACGCGACUGCAUGGCGGGUGCGAAGUGCGACGAAAACACGGUGGACUGGGGCGAGGCUGUCACCGCGUGCGCGAACUUGGGCCGUCGGGUGUGCUCCGUAGAGGAGCUGCACCUGCCACGCGCGCGUGAGGGAACGGCGUUCAUGUGUUGUGGCCUUGAGUAUCAUAUUGACAAGUUGUGCUGCCUCUACUAGUACUUGGCCCAGAAUUAUAGAGAAAUCAUAAUGUUAAUGUUUGUAAUGCAAAGUUCUUUAUUGUUCCCGCUGCGGCUGCCCGUGUGUUAUAUGCCGAUUGUCUGUGCUACAAAGGAACGCCGUGCUAUAAGCGCUAUCUGUCACUAUCAAAAUGUUGAAGUUACAAUAAAUGUGGGUUAUUGGAUUUGCAAAAGUGCGAUCAUGAAAAAAUGCCAAGCGUUCCCAUGCUGGUCUACUGAGAACGCUUCCCAAGCAAACUCUUUGAUGUAGUUCUUGUAUUCAGGGUGCAUCGCCACUUUUCCUUUUCAUAUCGCAGACGGCUGCGAUGGCCAUAAAGUGUGGACCUCUGGUUACCUGGGCGCCCCCGUGGGGCCCCCGACGAGUUCCGGUGCAAAUAAAGCCUACGUCGUCCGGCCCUGCAGCAAAGCGGCUACGGAAACCGCAACCGGGUUGCGCCCGCCGAAAGAAGUCGACCGAGGUGCCAAGCACGGGGUGCGGUGUUGCGGAAACAAGGACGACGUCGAGGCAGCCAUCGGCCGUGGCCUCCCGCUUGCUGGGCCCUCCUGGCCGCACGUGUCGGAGGGCGGUACAACGUAUCAAGAUGAAAACAAAAACGUGGACUGCAAGCUUGGGGCAGCCUGCAACAAGAAAGGUGGGAAGAUAUCCUGAGUAAAAACAUCCCCCCACCAGAGUCAAGAUGGGGAUUUUGCAACACAAACCUAGAACUUUUGGGGGUCACGAUUCACAAGUUGCAGUCCGUAGUGUAGUGCAGGUUCGCAAGGCCAGCUGCAUCAGAAAUCCAUCUUCUGAUCCUGUUUACAACAUUACAAAUUCCAAAACACGACUAAAAAUGCCUCUCCUGGCGAUGCGCAUUACAAAUGUUCCUGUCAUUGCACAUUUGCAUGACAACUUUGGUGUGGGGACGUUUUUACUCAGGAUAGAAGAAAGUCACCUACGAGGAGGCGAUCGACACUUGCGCUUGGAUGGGGCGCCGACUGUGCACCAUCGACGAUAUGCAUUGCAAAUAUGUCUGGGUCUGGAAGGAUGGAAUGUUUGUCAUGCUUGUCUGGCAUGACUGAAGAGUUUGUCAUGCGUGUCCAAGAAGAGACCCUUUUGCUUGUCAUGCAAAAAGCAGUUUGUCAUGUGGAAAGCGGAAGCGCAACACCAAGUCGCGCAAAUAUUUCUCAUGCUUGGCUGUGCAUUUUUACAGAGAAUUCACUAUAAUUCACAACUCAGCAUUACAAGUUUCCAAACCGAGACAUAUUUGCAUUUGAUAGACGAGCUCUUCCUACCGCGGUUGGGCGCAGAUAGUCACUUGUGCUGCGGAAAUGGGGGUGGGUGUGAUCAGUCUUACAUCUGGACGCAGGGGUAUUCCAUUACCGAGGAGAUGCGGAUCAUGGAUACGACCACUACGACCACCACGACCGCGCCGGGCCAGGCGGUAUCAAAUGCACCAAUACGACGUUUCUGGGUCCGCUCUGGAAGGAAGAAAACUACAGUAUUUGCCAUGCAGUUUUCGCAUCUGCUCCUGCGCGAAGAUCAACAUCUUCUGGAAUGCACAGAGGGCAUGAAAAAUUCUGAGGAGCGGUCCCUUGUGGUUCCAUGCCUGGCUGUAGUCCGCAUGAUAAAGAGAAACAAUGCCCCCUUUUCCUGGGGGAAAAUAUCGCGCAUCUACUGCUGCUGACAGACUAUGCAACACUGAUUAGCAACAUCGUCUCUACAACUUUCAGAAUCCGCAUCAGAGAUGAUUGGCACAACUCUGCUUCCAGACCAACACCCAGACGUCGUGAUAGUAUUUGCAAUGCAUAGGAGGAACGAGAAAAGAUCGAACACUACGCCGUCGCUUUGUGUACGACACUGCAGAUACGCGAGAACGAGAAAUCAGGCGAGAAAGCAGAGGAAAACCUCGAACAGUGCACGGGCAGAGCCGUAAGUUUCUAUCCCCCGGACUUUCACGCUUUACUGAUGAAGAACAUGAUGGAGCAGAACCAAUUAUCAAAGUGUGUACAAAUAACAGAGUGGAUAAUUAUGCUCCUGCAACCACCACCGAGACCGACGAUGAUCUUCAAGCGAUAA